UUUCGUUUUUUGAACCUAACCAAUGCGUUCAAAAUGUCACAAUAUAACCUCGUUAGUAUGACAACACGCAUGGCCCGACCACCGUUUACCUGCGUUGGUGCAAACGAAAAUAGAUGAUGGAUCACGAAGAUGAAUUCCUUAACACCUUUUUUACACAGGUCGCUCAGCUGUGCAUCGAUAAAGCUAAAGAGACAGUUGAAAAAGAAAGGGAAUCAUGCAGGCAAACACAAAUGGGCCCAUGGGGCAUGCUUUUGUUGCAUUUACCACAAAUAGCCAUGGCUGAACGUUCAUAUGUAGAUCUAGGUUUUCUCCAUACUAAAAAUAAAGGCUUCCUUAGAAAGGAUAAUUCUUUAAAAACUGUGUAUGAAUCAUUGAAGUCUGAUUUAAAGAGACUUGAGGAAAUGACCAGAGGAACAAACUCUAUUGGAGCGACUGUUGCAAAUGUUUCUAAUCAACUCUGCCAAUUUAUCACAGCAAGAAUCCAACUGAUAGAAUUCUAUGAAAAAAUGUACAAUAUGAGUGUAAGUAGCAAAGUUAUGAAGCACCAAGAACUGUUGCAGUUUAUUGAGGAAAUAGUAGAAGGUCAUGUAUUAUCGUGUUCUCAUUUAGCACUGACUGCUAUUAAAACAGGUUUAACAUUGGAAUUUGAGAUACUAGUACAAUUAACAAAGGCACAAGUCGAAGUUCAAAAUUGGAAAUUUUUACCGACUCUAAUGGCUCUCUAUGGAGCACAAACGCGAAUGUCAGCUUGGGAAAGGACUCUGCAGAGCAAGGAGUCCUGGAAAUUGGGUUUUGGUGCGACAUUUCUUAAAGCGAAUCAACAACCAGCACUAUACCAAUGGCUGGUGAAACUUCGCAGUGCCAUAUUAGCUAAAUAUUCCUUGUACUUCCACACUGCUCUAAGCCAGCAAGCUAGUCCAGGAGAAAUGAGAAGUAUUAUGAGCAAACAGAGUGUGGAUUAUUAUCAUAAGAUGCAAAGUUUUCAGCGGAAGCACGAUGUACUAGCGGUGCUAAUAAUCUUUGAUUCUAGAGGAACUGAAAAUUCAGGUCCUGGAUAUAGAUAUCCAGACAGAGGAGCAGACGCUUCCGAGAGCUUUCGCUUUGUUGUUUGUUAUCCUAGUACAUUUAUGCAGAAACCAUCGGAGCACUUGGACAAUAUUCAAACCAAGAUAAAGGAACGUCAGAUGGAACUUCUUGCCAUGGACAAAGUUACUUACCACAAAAGCACAAAGGAUUUAUGUACAUAUGCAUUCCACAACACUGAUCCUAGAAUGACCCUCGUUGUAGCAUUUGAAAACGGCAAACAGAGGGACAAAGAAACUCACAUUACGUCGUUUAUGACAGAUCUCGCUAUGCAUAUUAGAUGCAAUAAAGUUUACGAAUGUUUGAAAUUAUCGAAAUGAGUAAUUGCACAAAAGUGAGAAUAUUGGAUCGUACCAAAGACCUGUAUGUUUAUUCUGUAAUUUUCUGUAACACAGAUAUAAUAUCUAAAAAUUGCAGAAUAUAUAUACUGAUUAUGUUAUGACAAAAAUGGAUUAAUAAAUUUAUUAAAAUAGUUAUAUAAAAUUAUAAAGAAAAUUUAGAUUGAUCACAUUGAUUGCUCAUACUUUGUGUGACAGAAAUAUUUCAAUAUUUCUAGUCUGAUCUGAAUAUUAAUUUUAGUGAAUCUAAUCGUAUAUACAUUUACAACUAAUAUAUAAAAUAAGAAUAUAAAAAUUUACAUUUGUUAUCGAUGAUGCAAAUAUCGCUGCGAUCAUAAAAAAAUUAUUAAAAUAAAUUUUAUUGAAAUAAAAGAGAGUGAAUGUAAUGCAAUAUGUACCAUUGUUGAACUAAGAAUGUCGAAAAAUAAAUGUAAUUCUUUUAAUUUUUAAAUUAAUACAGGGCAGCAAAAAUGAAGUCAGAC
Molecule: messenger RNA, 1903 nt
Organism: Linepithema humile (Argentine ant)
Lineage: Eukaryota; Metazoa; Arthropoda; Insecta; Hymenoptera; Formicidae
Product: KICSTOR subunit 2-like
Biological process (GO): cellular response to glucose starvation; cellular response to amino acid starvation; protein localization to lysosome
Cellular component (GO): KICSTOR complex
Source: RefSeq, a predicted model, not a curated record